Cyprinus carpio (common carp) is the source of this 2791-nucleotide messenger RNA. RefSeq names its product SMAD family member 4. Gene Ontology annotation, cellular component: heteromeric SMAD protein complex. Gene Ontology annotation, biological process: SMAD protein signal transduction; anatomical structure morphogenesis; transforming growth factor beta receptor signaling pathway. The record is from RefSeq and is a predicted model, not a curated record. Gene Ontology annotation, molecular function: RNA polymerase II cis-regulatory region sequence-specific DNA binding; DNA-binding transcription factor activity, RNA polymerase II-specific; I-SMAD binding. NCBI's taxonomy places the organism in Eukaryota, Metazoa, Chordata, Actinopteri, Cypriniformes, Cyprinidae.
GCAGGGUGUGAGACCAUCGCGACUACAUUGUUUGAUUGCGCUGCUCGCAGUGACUGUUUUUGCCCUCCUGUUGAUACAAAUCACGUCUAACAGAGUUCUCGCUCAAAUGAAGAUCUCUGGACAUCUGCUGUCGCUUUAAAUCGUUAGAUAUCGCGUUACUCCGGCUGAAGACUGCUUAGCGCGUUAGCCGCUAACAAGAUUCACACCAAAACUGCACAGAUAAAGACAGAUUCAUUCACAGGAGAGAUAGCAGGGGACGUUUGGAUGGACCCUUCACCGGCGGCAGUGUAUUCCUGAAACGAGUUUGAAGCGGCACACGGGAGCCUCUCUGAGGCCCAUAACCAGCGCAGGAUGUCCAUCACGAACACCCCCACCAGUAACGACGCCUGUCUGAGCAUCGUGCACAGUCUGAUGUGUCACAGACAGGGCGGCGAGAGCGAGACGUUCGCCAAGCGGGCCAUCGAGAGUCUGGUGAAGAAACUGAAGGAGAAGAAAGACGAGCUGGAUUCGCUCAUCACCGCCAUCACCACCAACGGCGCUCAUCCCAGCAAGUGUGUGACCAUACAGAGAACACUAGACGGCCGUCUGCAGGUGGCUGGUCGUAAAGGAUUCCCACAUGUCAUCUACGCACGGUUAUGGCGAUGGCCGGACCUUCAUAAGAACGAGUUGAAACACGUCAAGUACUGCCAGUUUGCCUUUGACCUGAAGUGUGACAGCGUGUGUGUGAACCCUUACCAUUACGAGAGAGUCGUGUCUCCAGGAAUAGACUUAUCAGGACUCACACUGUCAGGAUCUGGUCCGUCGGGUCUGAUGGUGAAGGAUGAGUAUGAUUAUGAAGGCCAGCAGUCUCUGUCUGGCACUGAGGGACACAUGCAGACGAUUCAACACCCUCCCUCUCGAGCGGUGGCCCCGGAGCCCUUCAACACGCCCUCCAUGCUCCCGCCAGCAGAGGGCAGCAGCUCGGCCUCCACCUCCGCCUUCUCCAGCAUCGCAGUGGGAUCCACAACUCAGCCCAAUAGCGUUCUCUCAGGAAGCCACAGCAGCGAUGGUCUGCUGCAGAUUGCCUCUGGGACGGGGCAGGGCUCACAGCAGAAUGGCUUCCCCCCCGGCCAGCCCUCCACGUACCAUCACAACGCCAGCUCCAGCUGGACGAGGAACAGUAACUUCCCCCCCACUGUGCCUCACCGUGAGAACGGCCAUCUGCAGCAUCAUCCGCCCAUGGCCCACCCAGCACACUUCUGGCCUGUUCACAAUGAAAUCGCGUUCCAGCCUCCGAUAUCCAACCACCCUGCUCCAGAGUACUGGUGCUCCAUCGCUUACUUCGAGAUGGACGUUCAAGUGGGCGAGACCUUCAAAGUUCCCUCGUCCUGUCCCAUCGUGACCGUGGACGGGUAUGUGGACCCCUCCGGAGGAGAUCGCUUCUGCCUCGGCCAGCUCAGCAACGUCCACAGAACGGAGGCCAUCGAGAGAGCGAGACUGCACAUCGGGAAGGGCGUCCAGCUGGAGUGUAAAGGCGAGGGGGACGUUUGGGUUCGCUGUCUGAGCGAUCACGCCGUCUUCGUCCAGAGCUACUACUUGGACCGUGAAGCCGGUCGAGCUCCUGGAGACGCUGUGCACAAGAUCUACCCCAGCGCAUACAUCAAGGUGUUUGAUCUGCGUCAGUGUCACAGACAGAUGCAGCAGCAGGCGGCGACGGCACAAGCAGCGGCGGCCGCUCAAGCAGCAGCGGUGGCCGGAAACAUCCCGGGCCCCGGAUCCGUGGGAGGAAUCGCUCCUGCUAUCAGUUUGUCUGCGGCGGCUGGGAUCGGUGUGGAUGACCUCCGCCGGCUCUGCAUCCUGCGCAUGAGCUUCGUCAAGGGCUGGGGUCCUGAUUACCCCCGACAGAGCAUCAAGGAGACGCCCUGCUGGAUCGAGAUCCACCUGCACCGCGCGCUGCAGCUGCUGGACGAGGUUCUGCACACCAUGCCCAUCGCUGACCCCACGCCGCUGGACUGAGACCCGACACACCAGGACCGCCGAACUGUGCGAGCGCUGCAGAGACACCAACAGGGUUCAGGGGUCAACGUCACGGCUGCGUUUAUUUCAUUUGCUUCUUUUGUUUCUGCCCGUGUUGCUUAUGUUCUUCUAACAUUCAGAUCUUGACGUGCACAGGACCCAGUGUUGUAGUAACCGAACCGAUCAUCUAAAGCUUCAGAAGUGUUUGCAUGAAGCUGAUGUGUGUUUGCCAGCUCUGCAGAGGUGCAUGCUGGGAUUCAUUUGAGCUGUGUAAAUGAAUUUGUUCUUAGACGUUUGCUUCAUGCUGUUGCUUCACUAGAGUCUCCCAUUGUGUCCGUUUCAAUCAGACGGUCUAAUUUCACUCUUUUUUUUUUCUUUUCUACUUUGUUUUGGUCAUCAUCUCUUAAUGCAGACCGGUCUCUCUCCGGCCGAACGCAGUGGUCUGGAAGUAUCAUGUGACAUCAUUUCCUUUCUCUUGAGUUGCAGUGUCUGGGUUAAAGAGGUUUGGACUCACGGUUGUAUGAGAAGAUGUGCGUUUCUUUUGAGCUUCUCACUAGCAGCUAAUUAGCUUGACUUAUUUUUCUUUUUUUUGCUAGUUUCUGACUGCGUUCUGUUAUCCAUCAUAGCAAGAUGCAUUAACUCAUUCAUGCACAACCAAUAACAACCAGUGAAUGCUGAAUGCUUUUUAUUUUCUUUUAGCCAUGUAUUUGUUUUAGGACUUUAUGUAUGUUUCUUUUUCUUUCCAUCUUUCAGUUUCUCUUCUUUGCAGCCUGUGAAUAAAAAUGCAGCUCUUUUA